AUGGAAUGCACGCAUUAUAUUCUGGACCGCCAAGCCUUGAGACGUUGGUUCGAGACUGCUGGAUCAUGGUACAUGUCUGGCAUCUUCACAGUCCCAUGGGCAUAUAACACUUGCUGUUUGGGCUUUGAGGCUUUGUCUCAUGGACCACUGUUCUUUUUUGCUGUUGGUUUGGCGCACUACAUAGUUUUAUUCGUAACACUCUAUCAGCGACUUCCAACUAAUGAGACAGUAAUCCCAAAGGACCUCCAUCCUGUAUUCUUUCUGUUUGUUGCAGCACCAAGUGUAGCUUCCAUGGCAUGGGCAAAAAUCCAAGGCUCCUUUGAUUACAGUUCACGGAUUGCUUACUUCAUUGCCUUGUUCCUUUAUCUCUCACUGGUAGUCCGGGUUAACUUUUUCCGAGGAUUUAAGUUUUCUAUGGCAUGGUGGGUAUAUACUUUUCCAAUGACUGGUGCUGCCAGUGUAACCAUCAGGUACUCAAAUGAAGUCACAAAUGUGGUAACAAAAGCUCUGGCUGUUACACUCUCUCUCAUUGCCACAAUCACAGUCAUUGCUCUUUUCAUAACAACCAUCUUGCAUGGCUUGGUGCUCGGAAACCUCUUCCCCAAUGACAUUGCAAUUGCCAUCAGUGACAGAAAGCCAAAGCAAAUAAUGUGA
Prunus mume (Japanese apricot) is the source of this 654-nucleotide messenger RNA. The record is from RefSeq and is a predicted model, not a curated record. NCBI's taxonomy places the organism in Eukaryota, Viridiplantae, Streptophyta, Magnoliopsida, Rosales, Rosaceae.